This is a messenger RNA of Musa acuminata AAA Group (dessert banana), 3721 nucleotides long. RefSeq lists its product as uncharacterized. NCBI's taxonomy places the organism in Eukaryota, Viridiplantae, Streptophyta, Magnoliopsida, Zingiberales, Musaceae. The record is from RefSeq and is a predicted model, not a curated record. The transcript has 14 exons. Gene Ontology annotation, biological process: protein ubiquitination. Gene Ontology annotation, cellular component: CCR4-NOT complex. Gene Ontology annotation, molecular function: ubiquitin-protein transferase activity; RNA binding; metal ion binding. Bases 143 to 3325 code for a protein of 1060 amino acids.
GGGGGUGUUUGGGGUCUUCCCGACCUCUCCUUAUUUUUUCCCCCUUUCCUCUCCUCUCUCCGUAUUUUCGCCCCUCGCUCGAGCUCGGCCUCUUGAUCCUUCCCUCUCCGAUUCCGCAACCUCCCCGCUCCCAACCGCGACAAUGAGUGACGAUGGAGAAAGGACUUGCCCUCUGUGCGCAGAGGAGAUGGAUCUUACUGACCAACAGUUGAAGCCUUGCAAAUGUGGCUAUGAGAUUUGUAUUUGGUGUUGGCAUCAUAUAAUUGAGAUGGCCGAGAAAGAAGACACCGAGGCUCGGUGUCCAGCAUGCCGUACACCUUAUGAUAAAGACAGAGUCCUUAAAGUGGCUGCUGCCAAUUCUGAGAGGAUAAUAGCUGAGAUGUAUUCUGAGAAAAAGCAAAAGUCUCAAAGAGCAAAGACCAAGAUAUCUGCAGAAGCUAUGAAGCAUCUUAGCAGUGUCAGAGUGAUGCAAAAAAAUCUUGUAUACAUAACUGGAUUACCGACCAGCUUAUGUGAUGAAAGUAUUCUUGAGCGCAAAGAAUACUUUGGUCAGUAUGGGAAAGUUCUAAAGGUUUCAAUUUCUCGUCCUGCUGGAACAUCUUUCCAGAAAACAAGUAACAGCGCAUUUGGCGUGUAUAUUACAUAUGCCAAAGAUGAGGAAGCUGUUCGAUGUAUACAAGCUGUACAUAACUUUGUGUUAGAAGGUAAAUCCUUGAGGGCAUGUUAUGGUACCACAAAGUAUUGCCGUGCAUGGUUAAGAAAUAUGACUUGCAGCAAUCCCGAUUGUCUAUAUUUGCAUGACAUAGGUAGCCAGGAGGAUAGCUUCACUAAAGAUGAGAUAAUUUCUGCUUAUACAAGGAGUAGGGUUCCACAAAUUGCUUCGAGCAAUUCUCAACGUCGUUCAGGAAAUGUUUUACCCUCACCAAUGGAUGACUUGAACAACAAUGGAACAGUCUUGGACAAGCAUCCAGUCAAGAGUGCCUGUAAUAGUGCCUCAAGUCUAGUCAAAGGUUUACCUCUUAAUACGGGUGCUGGGAAGUCCAAUGCAUUACCAGCCGCUGCUUCAUGGGGACUUCGUGGUUCAAAUUGCCGGCUUUUGGCUUCAAGUGUACAGUACUCUCAAACUCAUGCCAAACAGAAAGUAGAGACUAUCAACAAUUCAUCUUUACAUUCUUUAUUGUCGAGAAGUCCAAAGCAUUCUUCGGCGCAGCAUGAUGGAUUACUUAUGACAUCAAAGAUACCUGAAAGCAAGGAAGCUGUUGGUGCCAUAUCUGGUCCAUUGGAACCUUUACAACUUGGUACUUUGGCAGAUUUACAACUGACUCUAUCACCAGAGACAAUCGUCAAUGAUGAUUCUUCUUUAAGACCUUCAUCAAAUGAUGAUGCCAUUGUAACAUCAAAGCCAGGGGAAGAAAUAAAAAUGGCAGAGUUGGAUGAAUGGUCCAGGCGGUUAGAAUAUGUAAGACCUGACGCUGGCAGGCAGCACCAAAUAUCUUCAUCGGAAUGGUCAAAACAGGUUGUCUCAGAGAUAAGCGAUACUUCCCAUGUUUCAUCAGGUUCCUUAUCUAGCUCUCCAGCUGUAGCACUUGAAGAAAAGGAAAGAGACAUUGCUUUAAAUUGUAUUGACAUGAAGCCAAGAAAUACCAUUAUUUCUAAAAACCAUGUUAGACAAUUUAGCAACUCUGGUCCUGAUAGAGUUAUCCAUGAUUCUACUGUUGUUAAUGGUGAGGUGCAGAGCAUGGGUUCAGGAUUUUCUUCAGUUAAUAUAGACGGCCAUGAUAUGGAGAAUCAGUUAGAUAUUGACCAGCAUCAAACCUUAUCCUCUGAUCUCUGCUCAAGUGAGAGGUCCAGAAGUCGAGAUUUAGAUUCAGCCCCAGUUGCAUUGAGCACAAAUGAAUUAACUGAUUGGAAUUCUAAGCGCUCAAAACAACAAUUGAUCUCCUUUAUUGAUGGGAAGGAAGAUUCUGUGAAAGUGCAUAACAAUCAGUCUGUACCUUGUCUAAGUCCCCAAGAUACUAAUACAAAUCAUGCAAGUUCUACCUCCUGCAGUGAUGGACUCGGAAGUAAACAACACCAAUUUAUUGAUAGUUCAUUGGACAUGGAUAGAAAGCAGGUCACCAUGUGUUCCUUAGGUGACAAAGAAUCUGCAGUUCACAAUGGACAUAGAGAGGAUGACAUAAGCUCCAACUCUUUUAGCAGGAGCGAUUUGAGUUGUCCUGGGUUCAACUGCAUGGAAGAAAAUAUGAGAACUGGUGGUGACAACAAUUCUAGUGUAGAUAAAAUGGGCGAGAGCAACAUAAUUUCGAACAUAUUGUCACUAGAUUUCAAUCCAUGGGAUGAUUCAUUAUCCUCCUCUGACAGUUUGGUUAAGCUGCUUGGUGAAAAGGAGGAACAAGAUGGGUCUUUUAAGCUAUCAAAUUCAUGGAAAUCACUAACCAGUAACCAGUCCAGAUUUUCUUUUGCCAGGCAAGAAAGUCAAGCAAGUCUUUUAGAACCUCAUGUUGGAGAAAUUGAUAAUGCUCAGAGACUUCACUCCUUAUCACAGGAUUCAUACAAAGAUAGUUUUCAUAACAGACUUCAAUUCAAUGAUUCUGACGGUUCUUAUGUUAUUACCAGUGGUGACACCUUGUCUGAUAGGACUACUAGUGUCUCGAAGGCUAAGAUAACAGCUCCACCUGGAUUCUCAGCUCCAAGCAGAGCUCCACCCCCAGGGUUUUCUAUACCAGACAGAUUUAACCAGGCAUAUGAGGGCUACACAGAAAAACAUAUGCUUGGCUGUUCUUCAGGUGGAAAUAAUUAUCAAUCAGAUUUGAUUGGAAAUUCAUGUGAUGUGGAGUUUAUAGAUCCAGCAAUAUUGGCUAUUGGCAAGGGCCGGAUACAUCUUGGACCAAAUAAUUCAGCAUUUGGGUUGAAAUCUUCAUUUCCUGAACAGAUUUGCACCUCUAGUAGCGAUCCAAGGCUUCAUCUAAUGAUGCAGCAAUCUGUUUCUUCUAAUCAGAACAUGAGGAUACCAGAUCAAAUGGGAGAAAGAUUCUUGCCAUUAAAUGAUGCAUAUAUUGCAUCUCAAUUUUUAGCAAAAAGCCAUUCCAGUGUAUCUCCAUUUUCACAGUUGUCAUACCAGCAACUGAGAAAUUCACCUUUUCCUAAUAACCAGUGGGAUGCCUGUAACAGUUACAACGGUAUACGGACUGGCAAUGAUAUAGGCAUGAGUGAAAUCUUCAGAAACGAGAGAUUUGGGCUUAAUGACUACUACACAAGCACUCAUGAAAACAAGUUCCACAUACCGAGUACAGGUGAUCUAUACAAUCGUGCAUUUGGAAUGUAAUGCUGAUCUGUUGCUGCGCAGCUUUGACCUCCUUUGUUAAGGGCACCUCUGACCAUGGAUGACAGCUGAUUCCUUGAAGCAGAUUUUUUCCAAAAAUUUUCUGAGAGCUUGAUAUUUGGCCAAUUUCCAUCAACAGGGAGGGAUACAUUGGUUUCAUUGUGCCCUAAAUCCUGAUGCUUGUGUUCUCGAGGGAGAAGGCAUACGGAGUGCUGUCAUCUUGAUGUGUCUCGUUAAAUUUUCCAGGUCAUGAUAAAUACUGCUGCUUAUGCGUGGAAUUGUUCUGAAACUUCGACUCUACAUUGAAAAACUUCCAUGUAAAUAUAUGUAUUUUAUUUAAAUUGGUGUAUACCAUUUAAUGCCCAAAGUGAUUGUAUAGUUGAAAUCGUGGUUGGCAUA